Messenger RNA from Salvelinus namaycush (lake trout), 789 nucleotides. RefSeq names its product guanine nucleotide exchange factor VAV2-like. Gene Ontology annotation, molecular function: protein binding; guanyl-nucleotide exchange factor activity. The coding region runs from base 304 to 789 and encodes 161 amino acids. NCBI's taxonomy places the organism in Eukaryota, Metazoa, Chordata, Actinopteri, Salmoniformes, Salmonidae. Gene Ontology annotation, biological process: regulation of GTPase activity; cell migration. The record is from RefSeq and is a predicted model, not a curated record. The transcript is spliced from 3 exons. Gene Ontology annotation, cellular component: cytoplasm.
UGGACAUAUUCUGACUAUUCUGCACUGAACAUAGUCUAUUUGAACAGAGCUGGACAUAUUGUGAGCUGGAGCAAAUAAUAGAAACUUAAUCGGAAAACUAAAGUGGAACAUUAUUUUACCGUAUUUAUAAAGUUAUCAGUUUCACUAUUACGUGGAGAAAUAAUACAACUAAUAACAUUUUCAUUAAGAUUUGGAUUUCAACACUGGUGGAAGUAUUGCUUCCAUUGCGCGCUGGAAGCAGCUGAAUUUUGCACACUGAGGCGGCUGUCGAAUUUGGUUGUGGAACUCUCCCCCCAAGCUGACAUGGAGGAGUGGAGGCAAUGCGGGCGGUGGUUGAUAGACUGCAAGGUUUUGCCCCCAAACCACCGGGUCGUGUGGCCUUCUGCAGCCGUGUUCGACUUGGCACAGGCGCUACGAGACGGAGUGCUCUUGUGCCAGAUGUUGCACAACCUGUCACCGGGGUCUGUGGACCUAAAGGAGAUCAACUUCAGACCCCAGAUGUCCCAGUUUCUCUGUCUGAAGAACAUCCGGACGUUCCUCAAGGUGUGCCACGACAAGUUUGGCCUGCGUAACAGUGAGCUGUUUGACCCAUUUGACCUGUUCGAUGUCAGGGAUUUCGGCAAGGAGAGGAGAGUGACUGUGGCAGCGGAGAAGAGUGACUGUGACAGCGGAGGAGUGGAGAGUGACUGUGACAGCGGAGGAGAGGAGAGUGACUGUGACAGCGGAGAAGAGGAGAGUGACUGUGACAGCGGAGGAGAGGAGAGUGACUUUGGCAGCGGAGGAGAGUGA